AUGUCUGAUGCACCUGAAGGCAUUGUCGAAUACGCCUACGACCACAUCUCAGAAUGGUACCUGCAGUGGGUCGAGAGCCAGAAGUCGCCGCGAGAAAAAUACACCAAGAUGCUCCUUGAGAAGCUGCAACCUUCACCUUCCAUUCUGGAGCUUGGUUGUGGUCCCGGCGUUCCCAUCUUGAAAUUGCUUCUCGACCAAGGCGCUCAAGUGGUCGCAAAUGACAUCUCAACCAAGCAAAUCGAGAUGGCUAAGGCCCGCUGCCCGGAGGCCAAGCUGGUUGCGGGCGACAUGACAGCACUCACUUUCGAGCCUGAGAGCUUCGAUGGCGCAAUCAGCUUCUAUACACUGUUCCACAUUCUGCGGUCGAAGCUCAAGGCUAUGCUCAUAAAGAUCCAUGGUUGGUUGAAGCCCGGAGGAGUCUUUGUUUUCAAUCUCGCAACUAUCGACGAGGAAGAAAUCCAUGGCGAAUUCCUAGGAUAUGGAAUGCUCUGGAGCAGCUAUGGCGUGGGUGAGAAUCAAGCACUGCUGAGAGAAAUCGGAUUCGACUUAUUGCAGGUGGAAGUAUUGCAGGCAGGCGAUGGAAAAUUGAAGGAUGAUGAUCCAGACUUUGACGCCGAGUUUAUGUGGGUGGUGGCACGAAAGAAAGAUUCUCCCACCGAGCGGAAUGCUGUAAGGAUCGUGAAGCCAGGCGAAUAA
Messenger RNA from Venustampulla echinocandica, 696 nucleotides. RefSeq names its product Methyltransferase. The transcript has a single exon. Gene Ontology annotation, molecular function: S-adenosylmethionine-dependent methyltransferase activity. Lineage: Eukaryota; Fungi; Ascomycota; Leotiomycetes; Helotiales; Pleuroascaceae. The record is from RefSeq and is a predicted model, not a curated record. Bases 1 to 696 code for a protein of 231 amino acids.